This is a messenger RNA of Thermochaetoides thermophila DSM 1495, 1074 nucleotides long. RefSeq lists its product as uncharacterized. The transcript has 2 exons. The record is from RefSeq and is a predicted model, not a curated record. NCBI's taxonomy places the organism in Eukaryota, Fungi, Ascomycota, Sordariomycetes, Sordariales, Chaetomiaceae. Bases 1 to 1074 code for a protein of 357 amino acids.
AUGUACGCCAAGGCUAUUCUUGCUGCUGCCUUCAUCGCUUCUGUUGAGGCUCGUUUUGGUCAGGAGGGCGCUGUCCAGGCCAUCGUCCAGGCCCUGGGCAACUUUGGCCAACCUGGUCAGGCUGCCACUCUCGCUGGCCAGACUCCUGGUGUGCUGCUUGCUGGCGCUAAUGCCUGCGCUAAGCUGCAACUGGCUGAUCAGAUCGUCGCGACCCUUGGUAAUGACCCGCAGGUCAUUGAGGCCGCCAAGGCUCUGGUCGCGGCUGAGAAGAACUUCAACCCCUUCGUGCAGUCCAUCCCAACAAUCUGCUCUGACGUCAACCUGCCUGCCACUCCCGAGCUGCGUGGCAUUGUCCCGCUCGUCGAUCCCGCCGUCGUGGGCUCCGACAUCGAGAAUGCCAAUUCGGCCCGUUCUCUCCAGAACCCUUUCAACGCCAACGGCUUGAGCGUUGCCGAUAUCAUGGAGGCUAACGGCUUCUCCAACUUCACUCGCCAGGCUUCGAAUGGCCAGACCGCUGGUAACAAUGGUGGCAACAACAACAACAACAACAACAACAACAACAACAACAACAACAACAACGGCGGCGGCGGCGGUGCUGCGACCACCACCUCGGCCGUGGCUACCACUACCCGCGCCGCCUGCGCGGUCCGCACCACCCUGACGACCGUCAUCGUCACUGCUUCUCCGACCGCCAACCCCGCUACUGGCAACAACAACAACAACAACAACAACAAUACCGGCGUCCAGAAGUCCACCAUCCCCGGCCUCGACUUCGGCUCCUGCGUCCCGACCAUGAAGUUCGUCGGCGGUCUCGGUGGCCGGCCCGCGACUGAGUUCACCUUCCAGUCCAAAGACCCUAAGAUCGCGGCCCGCCAGCAGGAGGCCCUCAACCCCAAUAUCAUCACCAACCGCAUCUGCGACGAGCUGACCAAUAUCUGCGGGGCCAACCAGGCUGCGAAGGAUGCUUGCCAGGCGGCCAAGGCGGAGAUUCAGGCUCUCGGUACGAGGAAUGCCCAGACUGCCGAGAGGUGGAAUGAGCUUUUGGGUUUCGCUGGAACUGAUGUCUCUUCUUAA